Molecule: messenger RNA, 570 nt
Organism: Iphiclides podalirius (scarce swallowtail)
Lineage: Eukaryota; Metazoa; Arthropoda; Insecta; Lepidoptera; Papilionidae
Source: the annotation of a GenBank genome assembly
AUGGCCAGCGGUGCACACAAAAACGACCCUUGCGAGGGAGUAGCUAAAGGCCUUAAUUCGCCGGAGCUGCGCAAGAACGCCACCAUACCGUUCGUGGACGAAUACGUCGAACUCGACCACGUGCGAACGGCCAAAGCGCACGAAGAGAAUGAGAGGGAAGAUACGGAGCCGCUGCUGCCGAAAGGGGAGAGGAAGAUACACUUAAGCGACCUGGGUCCAGUGCGCUCGCCCAAUACCGACACUAUAGUUGUAGACACACCCGAGGGGACUCUGUACAUAACCCUGGACCCGGAAUCGAAGUCCAAGCCGACCAGUCCGAGCACUGAGUCAACGGACCUCUCGGAGCUUUCACCGGGAACGUCGAAGGCGUUCGGCGCAUCAGAGUCCAGGGAUCUGAUCGCAAUGGAGUCCGGGCUGGAGCAGAGGCGGACGGGCCUCAGGAGGAAUUCCAUAUCAAUGCCAACGCUGCAGAAUCUCGAGUCGGAGGUAUUGAAGCAGCAGUACGCGGGCCCAGAGGAUGGGGUGAGUAGUUUUGGAGUUCUUUGCGGUUUUUUUUUCUAUACGAUCACC